Molecule: messenger RNA, 1052 nt
Organism: Fusarium oxysporum Fo47
Lineage: Eukaryota; Fungi; Ascomycota; Sordariomycetes; Hypocreales; Nectriaceae
Product: sterol desaturase family protein
Exons: 1
Coding region: 30-1052 (340 amino acids)
Biological process (GO): ergosterol biosynthetic process
Molecular function (GO): C-4 methylsterol oxidase activity; iron ion binding
Source: RefSeq, a predicted model, not a curated record
GCCACAAUACCCAUCGCCAGUCACUAACAAUGGACGUCCUUCUGUCCCUCCCAAUAAUAUCCUACCUCCUCUCCCCCGCCUCAGCAUCAUGGUCCACAUCCCUCAACAUCUUCUUCUUCUACGUCCAGUGGACGACGUUCGUCCUAACCCACACGCCCUUCCGCGUGCGCCUCAUCGGCUCCCUCGCAACGCGCAUAAUUCUAUUUCUCAUACCGUCGCUGGUAUCAUUACUCUUUGACACGGGUGUGCCAAGCAUCGCUGAGUCGAUCAAAUUUGGCGGCCGUGCUUCGCUUGCCCCGCGGAAUGCGCGCUUGCUUACGCGACAGUUGGGUCUCGUGUUGGUGAACCUUUUGUGCGUGACGUUGCUGGAGGGCGCGUCGCAUUUGGCGUUUAGAUAUGUCGUUGGUGAGAAUGAUUUCAACCCGACGGCGUUACUGCCUUUGCCGUGGCAGUUGGCGAAACAUUUGGUGCUUAUGAUGACGGGGCGUGAGGUGUUGACUUAUUACAUUCAUCGCAAUCUUCUUCACUCCAGCGGCGCAAUUGGAAGACUUCACAAACGCUUCAGUCACGCACGAUCAGCAGCGCCGUACAGUCUUCUCGUAUUUGCAGAUCACCCAAUCCCCUUUCUUCUCCAUCAUUUCUUCCCAAUGUACCUCCCAGCCAUCGCCCUGCGCCCUCACAUGGUGACGUAUUUCCUCUUCCUUGCGCUCUGCACGGUUGAAGAGACAAUCACCACGUCAGGGUACAGUGUCGUCCCUGGCAUAAUCAUGGGUGGAAUGACGCGUCGCAGAGCGAUUCAUUACGCGAGCGGAGGCGAUUGCAAUUUCGGUGCCUGGGGAGUUCUGGACUGGGCGAACGAUACGGGAAGGGGGAGGGAUGUACUCGAUGAUGUGAGGGCUGAGGCGGAGAAACACAACGUCAAGGAGAGGUCGGCGGAUAAGUUGGAUAGCGGUGUGAGUGCUCUUCAGGGAGGGAUUGACAAAUUGACGAAUGGAGAUGAUGGCGGUAAGAGGAGGAGUUCGCGAUUGCGAUCAAAACGCGCCGGCAAUUGA